Messenger RNA from Hemicordylus capensis (graceful crag lizard), 9143 nucleotides. It is a transcript of the gene ANKRD50, whose product is annotated as ankyrin repeat domain containing 50. Gene Ontology annotation, molecular function: protein binding. Lineage: Eukaryota; Metazoa; Chordata; Lepidosauria; Squamata; Cordylidae. The record is from RefSeq and is a predicted model, not a curated record. The coding region runs from base 1146 to 5402 and encodes 1418 amino acids. The transcript is spliced from 5 exons.
AGCAGGAGCAGCUGGGGAAGGGAAGGCUGCUUCGCCCUCCCAGCUGGUUGUAGGGCUGGGGAAGGGGCCGCCCGCUUUCAUGCAGCCAGCCACCUCCGCCCUUGUGAGGGUCUCGGGCGGAAUCUCUGGGACUGGGCUGGGAAGGCUCUUGCGCGCUUCGUCUGCAGUUGCCCUGGGAGGGGAGCGGGGCUGGCGGAGAGGUCCUAGCUAGCCUUGAGGGUGCUCUGGUGCAGCCACCCUUCUUCCUCUGCCCUCGGGAGCCUCCGGUCUCUGGCUCUGUCUGCAAGGCUCGCUGGCGUGCUCUGGGCACCCGCCGCGUGUGUCUAUCUAGCCCAAGAGUCUCUGCUGCACCCUUGCCUUGCGCUGUUUGGGCAAGACUGGUCUGUCUUGACAUCUGGAAUUGAGACACAUGAAGAAGUUUAGUAAACACACAGGAUCAUAACAAAGGCACUUGAUGAAUAUCUACAUAGAAGGUGCUAGUGUUACCACCUUGUUGUGGUCACUAAACACCAUAAUUUGAAGGACUCCCUCAAACCACAGAAACUGGCAUGAACUUCAGCUAACAGUGUCUCCAAUAAGUGAGGCAAAUCCAUAUGUUUGCAAUAGAAACGGUUUUCACGCAGAGAGAAGCAAGCCAUGUGUGUUACACUUUCAGAAGUGGCAUCUUGAUGUGGUCAGCUUUCUUGGGUAUGAAACCCACACACAUUUUGGAAUGACUGGAAUUUAGAGAGGUACAAAGAACACGUGGGACCUUUGUAUGUUAAUACAUCUGAAAAAGCUGAGGUGUGUUCUAUGUAGUAGAACAUGUAGCCCUAUAAACUGCAGAUGUAGUCAUGGCAUUUAGUGACCUCUCAAGCUGUAGAAGUAUUACUGAGCUUUGCCAUCAGACACAACUUUAUCUCUAAACUGGAUGAACGGUGAAGCGUGCUAAUCAAGAGAGAUGCUUUUGAAUGGGAAUGAUGCCUCUUGUCACGCAAAGAUGCUCCUGACCCUUGAGGAAGGGGGUGAAGGGUUUACAGCGUGGAUUGUCCUGUGACCAGGCUUCAUGCAGUUCAUGCUGGCUUCGACUUGAGGAUCUGCCUUAAAACUGAAACUUCAAGAUGUGUUGCAGUUUUUGAUCUAUCCCAGAGACGAGAGCCUGUAAAAUGGCACAGACCAGCUUGCUUCAGGGCAAACAGUUUUAUUGUCGAGAGUGGGUUUUUCACAAGCUUCAGCACUGCCUACAGGAAAAGACAAGCUGCAGCAACAGUACUGCCAACAAGCCAUCCGUUGUACUAAAUUCUGGGACUAACACUUGUGUCGUCCCUGGCAAGGGAGCUGCUUGGGGGGUGUUGUUGGUCGGAGGGCCUGGGAGUGGCAAGACGGCCCUCUGUACUGAGCUACUGUGGCCGAGCUCACCUGCCAGCCUCCAGAGGGGUUUACAUCACCAAACCCUGGCCUUCCACUUCUGCAGGGCUCAAGAUUCUGACACACUCUGUGUUGGAGGCUUUAUUAGAGGGCUGGUUGCCCAGAUCUGUCACAGGGGGCUGGUCCAAGGAUAUGAAGACAAACUGAGAGAUCCUGCUGUUCAAAGUCUCUUGCAGCCUGGGGAGUGUGAGAGGAACCCUGCUGAAGCAUUUAAAAGGUGCAUUCUUCUUCCCCUUCUGGGAACCAAGCCCCCACAGCAAAGUCUCUUCCUGCUCGUAGAUUCAGUAGAUGAGGGUUGUAAUACUGCAGAAAGUGACCAGACAUCUACAGGCUUAUCUGGAACUAUAGCUGAACUUCUAGCUAGUCAUUAUGAGUUUUUUCCUCCAUGGUUGCUGCUCCUGUGCUCUGCCCGGAAGCAGAGCAAAGCUGUUACAAAAAUGUUUACUGGUUUUCGGAAAAUAAGUCUGGAUGACCUCCGAAAGGCGUAUAUUGUGAAAGAUGUGCAGCAGUAUAUUCUUCAUCGACUGGAUCAAGAAGAAGCCCUGAGACAACAUCUCACAAAAGAAACUGCAGAAAUGUUGAAUCAACUUCACAUCAAAAGCAGUGGAUGUUUUCUGUAUCUAGAACGUGUCUUAGAUGGGGUAGUAGAAAACUUUAUCAUGUUAAGAGAAAUCCGCGACAUCCCUGGAACACUUAAUGGCCUCUAUCUUUGGCUUUGCCAGAGACUUUUUGUGAGAAAACAGUUUGCAAAGGUCCAACCAAUUCUGAAUGUAAUUCUUGCUGCUUGCAGGCCACUGACUACAGUUGAAUUGUUUCAUGCAGUGUGGACCAAAAACAUGGCAUUGUCUAUGGAGGACUUCCAGCGCAAACUAGAUGUUUUGUCCAAAGUGCUUGUUGAUGGGCUGGGAAACACAAAGAUCCUUUUCCACUACAGUUUUGCAGAAUGGCUGCUGGAUGUCAAGCACUGUACACAAAAGUAUUUGUGUAAUGCAGCAGAAGGACACCGAAUGCUAGCGAUGAGUUACACCUGUCAAGCCAAGGAUUUAUCGCCCCUGGAAGCUCAAGAAUUUGCUUUGCAUCUAAUUAAUUCAAAUUUGCAACUGGAGACCUCUGAGUUGGCGCUGUGGAUGAUCUGGAAUGGUACGCCUGUCAAAGAUUCUUUGUCAACUUUAAUCCCCAAAGAACAAGAAGUUCUACAGUUGCUGGUAAAAGCUGGCGCUCAUGUCAAUAGCGAAGAUGAUCGGACAUCUUGCAUUGUACGGCAGGCUUUGGAAAGGGAAGAUUCAAUUCGAACUUUGUUGGACAAUGGAGCUUCAGUAAACCAAUGUGAUUCAAAUGGGAGAACACUGCUGGCUAAUGCUGCAUAUAGCGGCAAUCUUGACGUGGUCAAUUUACUUGUUUCCAGAGGAGCAGAUUUAGAGAUUGAAGAUACGCAUGGGCAGACGGCACUCACUUUAGCUGCUCGGCAAGGGCACACUAAAGUUGUCAAUUGUCUGAUUGGAUGUGGUGCUAAUAUAAAUCACACAGACCAUGAUGGUUGGACAGCCCUGCGAUCUGCGGCUUGGGGUGGGCAUACUGAAGUGGUUUCUGCUCUACUUUAUGCUGGAGUAAAAGUGGACUGUGCAGAUGCUGACAGUCGAACAGCCUUGAGAGCUGCAGCCUGGGGAGGACAUGAAGAUAUUGUGCUGAAUCUGUUGCAGCACGGGGCUGAGGUCAACAAGGCAGAUAAUGAAGGUAGAACUGCUUUAAUUGCAGCAGCAUACAUGGGACAUAAAGAGAUUGUGGAGCAUCUGCUGGAUCAUGGUGCCGAGGUAAACCAUGAGGAUGUAGAUGGAAGAACUGCUUUGUCCGUUGCUGCUCUUUGUGUACCUGCUAGUAAGGGACAUGCUUCAGUUGUGAGCCUUUUAAUUGACCGGGGUGCUGAGGUGGAUCAUUGUGACAAAGAUGGCAUGACUCCACUCCUGGUGGCAGCCUAUGAAGGACAUGUAGAUGUUGUUGACUUGCUUCUGGAAGGUGGAGCAGAUGUGGAUCACACUGACAACAAUGGUCGCACACCCCUUCUUGCUGCAGCUUCGAUGGGCCAUGCUUCCGUUGUAAAUACUCUGUUGUUUUGGGGGGCAGCUGUGGAUAGCAUUGAUAGUGAAGGACGGACAGUGCUUAGCAUAGCCUCUGCACAAGGUAAUGUUGAAGUAGUACGGACCCUGCUGGAUAGAGGGCUAGAUGAAAAUCAUAGAGAUGAUGCAGGAUGGACACCUUUGCACAUGGCAGCGUUUGAAGGACACAGGUUAAUAUGUGAAGCACUUAUAGAACAAGGUGCUCGAACAAAUGAAAUUGAUAAUGAUGGCCGCAUAGCCUUCAUAUUGGCUGCCCAGGAAGGUCACUACGAUUGUGUGCAGACCUUACUGGAAAAUAAAUCUAAUAUUGAUCACAGAGGCUAUGAUGGGAGAAACGCUCUCCGUGUAGCUGCUUUAGAAGGCCAUAGAGAUAUUGUUGAGCUGCUCUUCAGCCAUGGAGCUGACAUGAACUACAAAGAUGCUGAUGGCCGGCCAACGCUUUACAUCUUGGCUUUAGAAAACCAGCUAACAAUGGCUGAGUAUUUUUUGGAAAAUGGUGCAAAUGUGGAAGCGAGUGAUGCUGAAGGAAGGACGGCACUCCAUGUUUCCUGCUGGCAAGGCCAUGUGGAGAUGGUGCAGUUGCUGAUAACGUACCACGCCGAUGUGAAUGCAGCAGACAAUGAGAAGCGGUCAGCUUUGCAGUCUGCUGCAUGGCAGGGCCAUAUCAAAGUAGUUCAGCUUUUGAUUGAGCGGGAGGCCCUGGUUGACCAUACCUGUAAUCAAGGUGCUACUGCCCUCUGUAUUGCAGCCCAAGAAGGUCACAUUGAUGUUGUGCAGAUAUUACUGGAACAUGGUGCUGAUCCGAAUCAUGCAGAUCAAUUUGGACGCACAGCUAUGCGCGUUGCUGCAAAAAAUGGGCACACGCAGAUCAUUAAGUUACUGGAAAAAUAUGGUGCUUCUAGUUUAAAUGGCUGCACUCCCUCUCCUGUCCAUACAAUGGAGCAAAAACCUUUGCAAUCGGUAUCCUCGAAAAUGCAGUCUCUAACCAUCAAAUCAAAUAGUUCGGGGAGCACUGGUGCGGGAGACCUGCAACCUGCUUUGCGAGGCUUGUCUAAUGGGCCAGCUCAUGCUUUUAGUUCUCCUUCCGAAUCCCCUGAUUCCACAGUUGAUCGGCAGAAGUCCUCUUUAUCCAAUAACUCCCUGAAAAGCUCAAAAAACUCUUCUCUUCGCACCACCUCAUCUACAGCAACUGCCCAGACUGUCCCCAUUGAUAGUUUCCACAGUAUGUCCUUUACGGAACAAAUACAACAGCAUUCAUUGCCUCGCAGCAGAAGCAGGCAAUCCAUUGUUUCUCCUUCUUCCACCACUCAUUCCUUAAGUCAGAACCAUAGUUCGCCUAACAGUGAAUUUGAAUGGAGCCAAGUGAAACCCAGUUUGAAAUCAACUAAAGCAAGCAAAACUGGGAAGACAGAGAAUUCCAGCAAAUCUGGGUCUGCUGGGAAAAAAGUGAAGCAGAGCGCUUCCUCUCAACCCAAAGUCCUAGAAUAUGAAAUGACUCAGUUUGAUAAGCGUAUACCUGUUGCCAAAUGUGGGGCCAGCGUGCCACUCAAAUCAAUGCCUACAGACACUCAGUGCAAAAUUUUGGUUCCUCCAGCACAGCAAGAAGUCUGCCGGUCUCAACAGCAAUUCUUGAUCCACCAACAAAGUGGGGAACAAAAAAAGAGGAACGGAAUAAUGACAAAUCCAAACUACCACCUUCAGAGCAAUCAGGUUUUUCUUGGUAGGGUUUCCGUACCACGAACAGUACAGGAUCGGGGGCAUCAAGAGGUUUUGGAAGGCUAUCCUUCUGCAGAGACAGAGUUAAGCCUUAAGCAAGCCUUAAAACUGCAAAUAGAGGGCAACGAUCCAAGCUUCAACUAUAAGAAGGAAACACCACUGUAAGAGGACAGUUCCACAACACCGUGAACAAAAAGAAGAGCUUCUGCCGGGAAUGGUUUGUCAUCUGGGCUGGGGAAAAAGCUCGUCUUGCUUGUUGAACCACAUUGAAAAUUACAAAUGUGAGCGCUGCAGUACAGUUACCUUGAUUACUGUCAUGUGCCUAAAAGUUUAAGGCUGCCUUCUUUAAUGUAACCUUCUGUGCUUCAGAAAGUUUAUUUUGUGUACUUUGUACUUAAUACACAGAAUAAGCACUUUCUUUCUUUCUUAGUAGCAGAAUGAUAUAUGCUGUAUUUCCCUCACGCAGCUGGAAAAAAGUUAAGAGCCAGGAAUUUAAGUUUUCUGUUUAAGAAGGCUUGAUCAGUGUAAAUGUGCCACAGUGGACUGUGUGUUGAAAAGCAAUCCUUUCUGUAUUUAUUUUGUAUCCCUAUGGCAAAAGAAGCUUAAAAGGCAAAGUGUGUCUUGUGCCACCUUAAAGAAGAAGGGAAUCCCCCCUUUUUCCCACUGGCUGAACAACUUUUUAAUUCCCUUUUAAUAUCUAAAAUUAUUCAACGUCAUUUGAACCAAAGUUAAAUGCUGUUUGGUUUUCCCUUCUUCUUAUCCCAUUGUGGUAUCAUUUUGACUAGAUAGAUUUUAAGGUGCCACAGGACUUCCUUGUCUUUUGCUGCAGUAGACGGGGUGGGGGGGCAGGUUCACAUCGUCAAAAUCCACAUGAAGGGCCUCAGCCAUCCCUCGGGGCUGUCAUUUGCAUGGAUAAUAUAGUAUGAGAAUUGGCUCAAUCCACAGAUAAUAGCCACAGUGGCACAGUGGCCAUUUAUACCAUGGUAGCAGCUCAAACAUUGAUUUUGUAGUCCCAAACAUGGGAUGGCCGAGGGAUUGUUGUAGCUGCAUCCAUGGGAGAGUUGCUUCACACAUUACCUUCUCCAUGUGAUCAUGGGCACAGACACAACACAGAAAGAACUACAGACACACGUCCCAUGGAACUGAUUUUGAACAUGUGAACUGGUCCUAACACAGCUAGUCUUCUGUACAUCUUAAAUCCCAUCGGCAUUGUUGUGAUGUAUAGUCAUUUUCUCCUUGUGUAGUUCUUUUUUUUUUUUCCUCUCAAGGAAAGCAACUCUUGUGACAGUAUUGACUAAAGUACAGUACUUGCAUUCAGCCCCAAUCAACAGUGAAGAGAAGGCUACAGUACAAUUCAUCAGGCACUGUUUCUGCUACUUGUUUGAAGGCACAUUUUAUUCAUAAGUAAGCAGGGCUUAGUUCUCAAGACCAUCCUCAUGUUAACCACUUAAUAAGGGGACUUCUGUGUCUGAACCUCCCAAACCCACAUUAGCAUUUGGAAGAGACAGCCAGCAAUAGCCCUUGCACCAGUUUUGGGUAUUGCCUGCCAACAGCUUGCUUUGCUUACCUGGGGAGGGACCAUAACUAGGUAGCAGAGCACAUAUUUUGUAUGUAGAGGGCAUCCUCUUCAAUCUCUGGCUUCUGCAGUGAAAGCAUCUCUGGGAGGAGGGCCUCUGACUUAAAUAUUGGGAAGCUGCUGCCAGUCAGAAGAUAAUGCUGGGCUGGAUGGUUGAUGGCCUGACUGUAUAAGGCAGCAUCAUAGGCUCAUAAACGAAAUCGACUGGAGCUGUCAAGAGGAGAUCCCAGCAUGGCCAGCAGGACCCUACAUACUUAAAAGUAGUUGCAGUGACUCACUCAUUCUGGCAGUAGCUGUUCUCAGUCUUGUUCGCUGCAUGCUGAAAAAGACUGAUUAGUAUUUAUUUUCAGGUGGUUAAUUAUCUGCCACCUGUUCAGAUUAUCCUUUGAUUAAAUGGAAAUUGUAUUCUCUGAACUAUCCAUGGUCUUGAUAAUGUGACUUUGAAAGGUGCACUUUCAUUUAAAAUCAUAUUGUAAAACUGGAUUUUACAAGAAAAAUUUAAGCCCGUCAUUUUGAUUUCAAAUGUAAAUAAAAACCUGUAAUAGGAGUUCAGUAGCUGUGUAUUGUAUAGGGGGGAAAGGUGUCCGAAACAGACAUACAAUAAUAUUUAUCUAUGUAAAAUCCAGUUCCCCACGUAAGUGAAUGGUUGCCAGUUUCCCCCUAUGGGAGAAAGUAAGGUCCUGACUUUGAGAUACUUCUAUACAUUCAAAAUAAAUGCUGCCCUUACUGACAGUGAUCUGGAAAUACAAAGAGUGGUGGUGUGAAGAGUGUUUGUGUUCUCCACGCACAGAGAACAUGAACACCCACUACAGCUAGGAUCCAUGAAAUACACAAAGCCACUCCUUGCACAUAGUCCACCAAUCAUAAUAAAUAUAUUACUAGUUACUACUAAUACUGAGUUGAAUGACUUGUAUCUGUUGAGAUACUUGCAAAAUAAAUGCUUAAAGUAGACUUGAAGAAAGUUUCAAGAAUAUUGGUAAAAGGCUUAUAAGGCCAAAAUGAUGUUGCCAUCUUGUUCUGAAUUUCAAGUACUGUGCAUUCGCAAUACCGCAUAAGAUCAAAGCUCUUUCUUAUUGGAUGUAUGUUUUUGAUCUGUAGAAAGACAUCCCUAAAGGUUGCCUUCCUCUCUGGAUCUCAGCUGACACUGAGAUUGUAUUUAUUUAAUUAUAUAUUGUUUCAUUACACGAUGUACCUUGUGACUAGUUGAUAAGACUUCUGGCCAUUUUCGAAAGGAGGCGACACAGAAAGCGUCACGUUUUCAGCAGAAUAAUUUUGAGGUUCGAAAGAGCUGGUGUGGGUAACAUCCCUGUGCACAGAAAUCAGCUAAAAGAAGGUCAACUAGGAAGUGCUGUCUUGCAGAAUCAAAAUCGAAAGUUCCUGCACAUGUUCAGAGAUGCUUUGGAAUGCAGCAGAGCUACUCACUUUGGCCCUCCUACAGAUGUUGGCCUACAAUUCCCAUCAUCCCCAACUAUUGGCCACUGUAGUUGUGGAUGCUGGGAGCUAUAGUCCAAAAACAGCUGGAAGUCCGCAGUUGAGUAAGAGGGCCUCAGUUGAGCCUUGGAAUACAGCAUGCGUUUCUCUGUUAUAAAAAGUGUCCAUUUGACAGGAGUGUGAGAUUCCGCAUUGCUUUAGUAUAUGGUUUUAAAACACGGGCAUUUAUGGCCUCUUGAAGAGAAAGGUAAAAUUAAUUGCCCUGGGACAUUGGCGUUCCUGCUUUUGAAAUUGUGAGCUAUUUGGGUGUGGUUCAGUUACGUUAAGCCAUGAAUUGGCAGGACUGAGCUAUAACUGAGCAGAAUUUGAGACCAUUCAUUGUCUCCAUUCCAUUGCUCUCUGUAUCUCCAUUUUGCCCAAAGCCAUCACCAGAGUGGGCAGGACUAGGGAAGGUGUCACAAUUCAUGCCUGGAAGGCUAGGAAACGGCUGUGAGCAUUAAUAUCUCUACCGCUUGCAUGUCAAGAAAACCACCUUAAAAGGGAACUGAAUGGCAAAUUUAUUCACAUCUAACAUAUUUAGAUAUCGUUCUGCCCUUUAGUCCUUGUCAUGAUCAGUAUUGGAAAAUGGCUUUGUUUUUACUUAAAGCAUCAUUUUCUCUUGUCAGCUAUGCUGCUAUGCAAAUGUCUGUUUGCUUGAUAUCCUCCAUUGGAAUUCUUCAAAUACCUUGGUGCGCAGAUAAGACUGUGUUUUUUUUCCCUUGACUGGGUUGUAAAUAGCCUAAAAUGUACAUUGAAUUUCACAUUGUAAAAUUUUAUUUUAUUUCUUGUAUUAUAUUAAGCAAAAAAAAAACCCUUAUGUAUAUGAAAGUGCAUAAUAAAUAUAUUUGCUUUUCAGCAGA